Helianthus annuus (common sunflower) is the source of this 3543-nucleotide messenger RNA. RefSeq names its product protein CHROMATIN REMODELING 24. Gene Ontology annotation, molecular function: DNA translocase activity; ATP-dependent chromatin remodeler activity; ATP binding. The record is from RefSeq and is a predicted model, not a curated record. The transcript has 25 exons. Bases 84 to 3461 code for a protein of 1125 amino acids. NCBI's taxonomy places the organism in Eukaryota, Viridiplantae, Streptophyta, Magnoliopsida, Asterales, Asteraceae.
UAAAAACUUUAGUUUAAAUCAGAGCCAAUCAAUCUGAGCGAUCAAAUUCAAAAUCCAAGCGGGAGAACUUCACACAGAUCGAUAUGGAAGACGAAUCAUCGAAGAAGAAGAAGAAAGCCAUGGGUUUAAACCAGCUCCACAAUCGCUUCCUCACAGCCUCCUCUCACUCCAAAUCAUCUGCUGCUUACGGUUUCCUCUCUGAAAUGAAGAAUCCAGAACAACGGCAGCAUGACUACGACGGACCUUCGUUUGAUUUCGAUUCCGAUUCCGAUUCCGGUUCCGAUUCUCCUUGUUCAGCUAAAACCCUAGAAAAUGAUACGGAUGGAGAGAAGGUUUUGUCUGUUGAACGGUCUGGUGGUGCUGAAGAGACAGCAAAAAGUCUAGAAAAUGAUACGGAUGAGGAAAAGGUUUCGUCAUUUGAACUGUUUGAUGAUUGUGAAAAGAGUGUGUGUAUUGACGAAUCUGCGAUCAACGGUCUAGAUUACUCAUCUUCUGAUGGUGCAGAGAAGGUCGUGUCAAAAGUUAUGAAUGAAGAUGAAUUCGAAAGCGUUAAGCAAGUUGAAAGUAGAGAAUCCUUCGGUGAACCUGUUGGUAUCAUUGAGGAUGAUGUCGAUUCUCAGCAAGGGGACCGACAUCAAAAGGUGAAAAUUCAUGGACGAAGGAGACUCUGCAAAGUAGUGGUGAAUGAUGACGAUGAGGAACAUGAUAAAUUUCACGAUGUGGAGUCUGAAUUCUCAGCUGUCGUUGCUGACUUUGACUCACCCAGUCCUGCAAAGAACACCGCGAACAAAUCGGACGGUGGUGAUGAAAUCAGAGACAUUCUCAGCAAUUUAAGCUCAAAGUUUGAGUUUUUAUCAAUCGAGAAGGGAAAACGCCCUGCCAAGCAACUUUCAACCUCAUCUGAUUCGUUUACAAAAGAAAGUUUGAAUGAACACAAGCCGGUUAAAGUCUCUGAACGCAUAGAUGUUGAAAAAACGUCAUUUUCCUCUGCAUCGAAUCGAUAUGAUUCAUCACCAAAGGCAACUGCCACUAGAAAAGAAAAUAUUAACACUGGAUACGUAAAGAAUCACGUAAGAAAAGCUGUAGCUACUGAAAGUUCUGUUCAUCUUCAGAAGAGCAAGAAUGUCAAGGCUGAUGAUGACGAUGACGAUGAUGACGAUUGUGUCGUUACGAGUGGCCAAAAGUUUGUCCAAAAGGUGGAGGGUAGGCACGAUGUUUCUAGCACGGUUUAUACGUUGACCAACGAAUCAAAUGACUCUACUUCACGAGAUGAAGUACCUUUUUCUCUAAGGAACCCUAAAUUCAAUUUUUCGUUACCUAGUAAGAUUGCAAAUAUGUUAUACCCGCAUCAACGCGAAGGUUUAAAAUGGCUUUGGUCUCUUCAUUGUAAAGGCAAGGGUGGUAUUUUGGGUGACGACAUGGGCCUCGGAAAGACUAUGCAGAUAUGUGGCUUUUUAGCGGGGUUAUUUCACUCAAAGUUGAUAAAACGUGUAUUAGUUGUUGCGCCCAAGACACUGUUACCCCAUUGGAUGAAAGAGCUAGGUGUUGUUAAUCUUUCAAGGAUUACAAGAGAAUUUUUCGGGACAUGUUCAAAAGCUCGACAGUAUGAACUCCAGUAUGUACUCCAGGAUAAGGGUGUUCUUCUUACUACUUAUGAUAUUGUUCGCAAUAACGUCAAAGCGUUAUCUGGAGACUAUGAUGAGAUGGAGGAUGAUGCUGUGACCUGGGAUUACAUGAUUCUCGAUGAGGGUCAUCUCAUUAAGAAUCCUAGUACACAAAGGGCUAAAAGUUUGCUUGCGAUACCUUGUGCUCAUCGUAUAAUAAUUAGUGGCACUCCACUGCAGAAUAAUCUUAAGGAACUGUGGGCUUUGUUUAACUUCUGUUGUCCAGAGCUUUUGGGUGAUAAGAAAUGUUUUAAAGACAAAUAUGAAUCAGCAAUUCUUCGUGGAAAUGACAAAAAUGCAUCGGAGAGAGAUAAGCGCAUUGGUUCAGCUGUUGCACAGGAUUUAAGAAAUUGCAUUCAGCCCUAUUUUCUUCGCCGCCUAAAAAGCGAAGUGUUUCGUGAAGAUGGCGGUAAUACCAACACAGCCAAGCUUUCUAAAAAGAACGAGAUUAUUGUUUGGUUAAGAUUAUCCAGAUGUCAGCGUCAACUGUAUGAAGCCUUUUUGAAAAGUGAGAUUGUUCUUUCAGCAUUUGAUGGCUCACCUUUGGCUGCUAUCACGAUAUUGAAAAAGAUAUGUGAUCAUCCACUUCUAUUAACAAAACGAGCUGCUGAAGACGUUUUAGAAGGAAUGGAGUCGGAUCUAAAUCAGGAAGAUCACGGGGUUGCAGAAAAACUUGCAAUGCACAUUGCAGAUGUCGCGGAUAAAUACGAUAUUCGUGAAAAUAACGACAUUCUUUCAUGCAAGAUUUCGUUUAUUGUAUCUUUGCUGGAUAAUCUGAUUCCCGAAGGUCAUCAUGUUCUUAUCUUUUCGCAGACUCGCAAAAUGCUUAAUCUUAUUCAGGAUGCUAUUAAUGCUCAAGGCUACAAGUUCUUACGGAUCGAUGGUACUACCAAAGCUAGUGAUAGAUUAAAGAUUGUCAACGAUUUCCAAGAGGGUGUUGGAGCUCCACCUAUAUUUCUUUUGACGUCUCAAGUUGGCGGUCUUGGACUUACACUUACAAAGGCCGAUCGUGUUAUUGUGGCUGAUCCCGCUUGGAACCCGAGUACUGAUAAUCAAAGUGUGGAUCGUGCAUACCGUAUUGGACAAACGAAGGAUGUUCUCGUAUACCGUUUAAUGACAUGUGGUACUGUGGAAGAAAAGAUAUACAGAAAGCAGAUAUACAAAGGUGGGUUGUUCAGAAGUGCUACAGAACAAAAAGAGCAAAUUCGUUAUUUCAGCGCACAGGAUCUUAGGGAGCUUUUCAGUCUCCCGAAGCAGGGUUUUGAUGUCUCUCUAACUCAGCAACAGUUGCAUGAAGAACAUGAUAGUGAACACACAAUGGAUCCGUCGCUCAAAGUCCACACAAAGUUUUUGGAAUCUCUCGGUAUAGCCGGCAUCAGUCACCACAGUUUGCUCUUCUCGAGAACCGCUCCCGUUCAACCUGUAGCAGAGGAAGAACUUACAAGGAUUAGACAAUCAACAUAUGUGGGCCACUCAACGUCGCGUUCCUUGCAUGAACAAAAUGUCGACGCCAGUGCUCAAUUUGCUGUCAAUCCUAAGGACAUUGUGCGAAGAACGCAUCACUCCCCAAACAUUUCCAACAAAUUAACGGAAUCAGAAAUCAAACAACAAAUCAACCGCCUAUCUCAAAUCUAUGCAAACAAGGCAAUGGUGGCGAGGUUAGGGGACAAUGGGGCGAAGAUACAAAAACAGAUCUCGGAGUUGAAUUCUGAGCUUAAUAAGCUUCGUUUGUCGAAGACCGGUGAAAUAGAAACCGUUGAUUUAAGUGAUGAUUUUAACAGGGUGAUUAAUAUUUGAAUGAGAACAUGAAACUGUUGUGAAACAUAUCCUCAAUGUUUUGAAAACAUUAAGCCAUUCUAUUUUUUGAUACCAUUUCCAC